AUGGAAAAAUCGUUCUUCGCAUCUCCGAACUUCCUGACAAAUCUGACGAUUCUUCUUCUUCUCGGACUCAUACCGCUGUCUAUACUUGCCGCCUUUCUGAUCGUACACCUCGGAGAUGGCGAUGCGAUAUCCUCGUGGCACAUCUCGCCGGCUGUACUACUCGCGCUGAUAUCUUCGCUGGUGAAUAUCUGCCUUGGCACCGUGUUGACAUUUGGCGUCGCCGUGCGGUGGUGGUGCGCCGCGAGUCGCCCGGGAGGGACGACGUUGAAGAGCUUGCAUUUAGUUUGGAAGCGGGGCGCCGGUGUUGGCUUGUGGUCCGCUCUGAAGAUGGGGAAAGAUGCGAGAAUAGUAGCGCUUGCGGCGUUGAUUGUGGCUGGCGUGAAAUUCGGUGCGAAUCCCUUGUUGCAGAAUGCGCUUGCGACGGAAAGAGUGGAUCUCGUCGAGAAGAUGAACAUGACGAUUAGUAUGGCAGAUCGGAUUCCGGAAGGCUUAUUGGCGGUGAGGACUGGCGGAGGAGAGCUGGAUGGUAUGUCGACUGCAUUGUUACCUCUUGGGGCCGACGUAUUGCGAGACUGGUACCUGAAUAUGAUCGCGUAUAGCUAUCCAACGAGCAUUUCGAACAUUGUAGAGUGGGAAAAGAUAUGUCCAAGGAACUCGACCCAUGGAUGUGGAGGCUAUGCUUGUCCCGCUAGAAGCAUCUGCAGGACCACCGUGCCCAGCGCUGGCAUUGCGGCCGAUUGUGGGAUACCCAAUAAUACGACUGUGAACCUGCAAGAAUACUUUGGGAAAACAGUCCUCAACAUCUCGAUCGCUCGAGCAGCGCCACCUUAUGAUCCAGCACUCAUGCUACGAACGUUGUACCUCAGCGAAUCGGAUGACUCAUGUAUGGGUGUGGUGACAUCUCAGACGUGCUUGAUCCGCGCUGCCCUGGUGGAGAUACCCGUCAAUCUUGCAUGGUCCAGAAUCGCAGCUGACGGCAUGCCAACUCCUCUUUCCACGUUCAAUUCUGAAGGUGACUACGCCAACGCGCCAAACGGGACCAAAGCCGGGCCACUUUCGACCCUCGGCUUCAUGGUCGGGGCCUUCUUUACGACCUAUGCAACACUCGAAGACUUGAACACCGUAUCGUCGCUCAAUGCAAUGGCAAGGUUAUUCUGGACAUACAGACAGGGUUUAGAGAGGUGCGGCCAUGAAUACCUCUCGCCUACUCAAUACGUAAUCGGUGUCAUGCAAGAAUUUAUGGCACAUGCUGCGAUUGUGGCUGCGGGAGCGUCAGGCGGCAGAUACGAUCGCCAAUUCACGAUGGACAGGACAACCCCGACAACGAUAUACAGAGCCGACUAUCGGUACCUGGCUGGAGCCUUGAUUGUGAUGUUCGCAGGACUGGUGUUAGUUGUGAUACUCCUGUGGGGUUGGUGGAGUCUCGAUCGUUGGAAUAUAACACUCAGCCCACUGGAAACAGGGAAAGCGUUCGGCGCGCCGUUACUGAAGUCGGAGCGAGGAUCUGACGAGGUGGAUUGCAUAUUGAAAGACAGAGGCCAUGUCAAGGUCCGGUAUGAUGGCAUGGGCAUUGUCCUAAAUGCUAGUGGCGAAGAAGCGGAUGCUGAAUUACAGUUACUGCGAAUGAGAAGCCCGUAA
Molecule: messenger RNA, 1638 nt
Organism: Alternaria burnsii
Lineage: Eukaryota; Fungi; Ascomycota; Dothideomycetes; Pleosporales; Pleosporaceae
Exons: 1
Coding region: 1-1638 (545 amino acids)
Source: RefSeq, a predicted model, not a curated record